AUGGGCGACAAGAAACGCAAGCUCGCCGAGGAAGCCAUUGCGCCCGAGGGCAAGAAGCUGAAGCAGGAAAAGUCCAAGGGAGAGCGGAAGGAAAAGAAGGAAAAGAAGGAGAAAAAGAGCAAGGCGAAGGAUGUUGUUGAGGACGUAAAGAUCGAGGACGUCGCGGCGCCUGAGGACAGCAAGCCGGAGAAGGAGGACAAGAAGGACAAGAAGGAAAAGAAGGACAAGAAAGAGAAGAAUGAAAAGAAAGAGAAGAAGGAGAAGAAAGAGAAGAAGGAGAAGAAAGACAAAGAUGAAGCCGAGGAGAUGCCAAGCACCCAGACCGCAGCGGCCGAUGCAAUGGACGUCGAUGGCGAUGUGAAACCUACCGAGAAGCAAGAGGCUGAGAGCGACGGGCCCGAGAAGAAGGAGGAAAAAAAGGACAAGAAGAGCAAGAAGGAUAAGAAAUCCAAGAAGGAGAAAAAGGAGAAGGAGUCCGCCAACGAGUCGCAAGAGCAGCCAGAACAAUCUACAGAGACAGCGCCUGGCGAAGAUCACUCACAACACCACCAGAAAAACGCACGUUUCAUCUGCUUCGUCGGAAAUCUCCCUUACUCCGCAACCGCCGACUCCCUCAGAAAGCACUUUGAGAAGAACCCUCCGUCCUCAGUGCGCGUAGCCACUGAGAAAGACAAACCGACCAAAUGCCGCGGAUUCGGUUUCAUCGAAUUUGACAACUAUGACCGCAUGAAGACCUGCCUGAAACUGUACCACCACUCCACGUUCGAUGACGGGAAAUAUCCCCCUCGGAGAAUCAAUGUCGAAUUGACGGCCGGAGGCGGCGGCGGUAAAUCUGAGCAUCGUAGAGCCAAAAUCGAAACCAAGAACAGGAAGCUUAACGAGGAGAGACAACUUCAAGCCAAGGAUAUCCAAAAGGAGAAGAAGACUCAUGCUAGGGGAAACGGCGACGAAGGCGCCGAUGAGUGGGCUGGUAUUCACCCCAGCCGAAGAGCCCGUAUGGCAUAA
Aspergillus thermomutatus is the source of this 1005-nucleotide messenger RNA. RefSeq names its product RNA-binding protein. Gene Ontology annotation, molecular function: RNA binding. The record is from RefSeq and is a predicted model, not a curated record. The coding region runs from base 1 to 1005 and encodes 334 amino acids. Lineage: Eukaryota; Fungi; Ascomycota; Eurotiomycetes; Eurotiales; Aspergillaceae. The transcript has 3 exons.